Molecule: messenger RNA, 3144 nt
Organism: Theileria equi strain WA
Lineage: Eukaryota; Apicomplexa; Aconoidasida; Piroplasmida; Theileriidae
Exons: 1
Coding region: 1-3144 (1047 amino acids)
Source: RefSeq, a predicted model, not a curated record
AUGGUUGUCUCUAUUCAGCAGAAGGAGAGAGUCAAGAAGACAGCCUUGUUCUUUGCUGGACUGGGACACCUUCAACCUAUGUUACUAGCAGCUACUAACUCUGACUACCUACUUGACAGGUUUCUUGUUGAGAGGCGUUGUUCCAGUGAGUAUGUCUCUAGGACAAUCACCUCACUCAUAUUCGUAGAGAUCAUAGCAACUGUUCUCAUGGGUGGUUUUGCAGUAUGCCUUGGAUUAUGGCCAGAUUAUUUCAAGGGUAUUUCCAGGGAGAAGGAGGAGGACUUUAGAGGAUAUCUCACUGUUGCUAUCCAAUGGGUUCUUUUCCUUGGAUACUUGCAGAUACUCAAGGCUUUUACAUCAGGUGGAGAAAGGGGACAUAUUCAAUGGUUUUACUAUUCUCUACUAUUUCAACACUUUUUUACCUGUAUCAUAGGUGCAGGCAUUGGAUUUAUAGAUGUGGACAGGGCACUAUGGUACCUUAUGAACAUUCCUAUGUCACCCGUUCUUAUCUUCUUCUACCAGAUGCUCAUUCACAUGUGGGCUCGUAAGAAUGGUCUGGCUUGCCCAGCGUAUCUUGUGGUCAAGAAUCAGAUAUGGCUUGCUAUUCUCAACUCAUUUAUGGCAACAGUACUGUGGACCAUAGCCUACUUUCCUGGACUGUAUAACUCUCAGUCAAUUCCAGAUGUCGUGGAAAUCAAAAUAGAGUUGGAUAAAACUGAUGGUUACUAUCCAAAGACACCUGAUUCCAUACAUAGGGACAUAUAUAUGGAUGUAACUCAAGGAUCAUCUCUAUGCCAGGCAACAUACACCUGCUAUGUCCACACGUUGAAUAGAGACAUGGGUCCUCUUAAGGAUAAGAAAUUUAUUGUUAAGGAGAUAUAUUGUGGAGGAUCUUCCAUAAAGAAUGUCUCUUUUCCAGAGCAUGAAUUCUGUACAUAUGCAGAGGUAUAUCAGUCCAAAGAGAGUGGUAAGAGGUGCUUGCUAGUUAAGCUUCUGAUGGAGGAUGGUUCAGCCUACUACUAUGCAAAUCCCGAAGGAACUUGUGGAAGGUGGUGUGUUGGCAAGUUGCCGAGUAGUCACAAGGUAGAGGAUAUUGGAAAGAUACUCAAGGAGACUAAUAAUUGUGGUAGUAGCCAAAUUAAAGACAGUGGAGACUUUCAAGCUAAAUUACUCAGUCAAGCUUCUCAACCUGGAGUAUCUAAUAAAACCACUUCUUACGCUGAUGAGAUAGUACUUAAUAUAAGCAACACUACCAAUUAUGUCUGUGAAUCUGAAGGAUCUAAAAAGACUGACAUUAUUGUGACAGUUGCUAAAGAUGAGAACCUAGUACCUUCAGUUCUUAGAGGACAGUAUAGUUGUUACACUCAUAGACCUAGUGUAAAGCGCAAGCUAGAUAAGACUCUUAAAUACCAGAACGGUCGGCCUUACCCGUUGGAUACUAUGAGCGAUAACACAUUUGAGAGACAGAACGUUGACCAUGUACACGUCUACUGUAAGAUUUCUGGAAACAGAGCAGAUCUUCUAGUUAUAGUCAUGGACGAUGGAAGUAGACACUACUACUGUAGGAACAACAUAACUUUGUCAACAGUACGUAUAGUAGGUACUAAGCUUGAGGAUACUAGGAAAAUAUUGCUUAUAACUCUUCUAAGGACUCUUAGAACUUAUGGUUCUCUCACUGGUCAAAAGGGUCUCACAAGUCUCAAUACUAAUGGUAACUACAGUGCUGAUAUUAAAGCUUGCAAGCCUACUCCGACUUCAUCCGGUUCCUCUCAUAGUCUUACUCUAGACCUCGGAAAUAAGUACCCUUAUAUAUGCACUGUAGACAAUAUGAAGACCCUUAUUAGUCUUGAGGUUCAUGCUCCCGGUAAGGAUCCUCCCUCUGGUUUCUGCAAGUACACACAUAGGAUGGAUUCUGGGAGUAAGUUUUGUUUAGACUCUAUAAAACUUGGUCAUAAUAAUACCGAAAAAAUCCUAGACUUUAGACCAUGUAUACAAGGACUCGUGGAUGAAGUGAGUGCAUACUAUGAGAAGGGAAAUACUGCGAAACCCCUCCUACUUUGCGUGAAAUCCGAUAGCUCUUACUAUUACUACUGUAAGGGCUCUGAUGACUGCUGGUACAGAUACAAGAAUGGAGAUGGUAAGGAGAUACUACCCACCGGAAGUGAUAAUAAUACUGGACUACACGGUUUGCUUGAAAAACUUAAAGGUGAUCCCAGUAAAGCACUUACCAAGGAUAACUUCCCUAAUCUUAGUGGUGACCUUAAGACAAGACUCCAAUCUGAUCAUCCUAAUUAUGACUACUGGAAAGUGUUAGGUAAUCACGAUGGUGGUUCACCGUGGAAUCCCCUAUGCUGGCGUCUAUCUGGUACCUUCAUGCCACUCGCUAUGCAUGGUUUAGCAGUUGGAGCUAUGGGUUCAAUUUAUCCUCAUUUGGUCCCAAAGACUUUGGUAUCUGCUGAGCAUGCUCGUAUAUUUAAUGUCGUCAGUAUGUUCUUGGCAGCAAUUGUUCAGAUUCUAAAUCUUAUAUUUUUUGAGUGUAAGAGCAAGGCUUUUGCCAACAGGCCUUGGGAAGGUGGAGACAAAUGGUAUCUCACCUGGCUUUUGUAUAUACCAUACUUUUUAUCGUUUCUACUCAUCAUCUUUAAUAUUCACUACCCUGACUGGAGUAUUUGUUGUUACGUUAGAAGUCACACUUGGUUGGCAUUUCUCAUUAUGCUCUCUGUUACUUUUAUCAAUGACAUUUUCCUGGCAGUAGGAAGGGGUGGUAUCAUGGACCAGAGAAGUGGAAACAGACGUCUAGGAGGAAAUCGUGAAUACUUGAAGAAUGACCAUUCCCUGUUUAAUAAAAUAGCUCCCUUUAUGGCUCUCUCUUCUGUACCAUUCUGGUUGACAACCUCUCCAAUGAUAAAGAGUUAUGCUCAUGCUGUUUGUCAGUUGUCUGAUAAAGACAGUUGGCCUACUUCAUGUUGUGGCUUUUGGAGUUCUUGGGGAUAUUGGUGUAAAUGUGGUUGUCAUGGUCUGUAUACCAGUCUUCCUAAACUAUUGACUUUUAAUAUGAGGACUGCGUUGGCUCAUAAGGAUGAUCGUUUGUUUAUUUUAGUUACUUCUGACUUGCCCAAAGAGGAAUGGUUUACUGAUUGGUAA